Molecule: messenger RNA, 2092 nt
Organism: Benincasa hispida (wax gourd)
Lineage: Eukaryota; Viridiplantae; Streptophyta; Magnoliopsida; Cucurbitales; Cucurbitaceae
Product: mitochondrial import inner membrane translocase subunit TIM44-2
Biological process (GO): protein import into mitochondrial matrix
Cellular component (GO): mitochondrial inner membrane
Molecular function (GO): protein-folding chaperone binding
Source: RefSeq, a predicted model, not a curated record
UAUAUUGAUUUCCUUCUCCAGCCAUUCCCUUUUACCUCUCCGCACGCAGAACUCGGCCGCCCUUUCUUUCUUUUUCCUUUUUUUUCCAACCAUCCCCUUUUAAUUUCUCUGAACCCUAUUUCAAGGUCAGCCACCCCGUCUUUCCCUUUACAAGCCACAACACCCCCGCUCGCCGGACGCCGCUGCUACCCGACACAUUCUCAGCGGCUGCCGCCGCACGCUGUACUUUCAGCUGCCCAAGUCUCAGCUUUCCGACGAACUCGCUGCCGCUCCCUGCCUUUCACACGCUCUCGCCUCUCCGAGCAACCAGAGUUGCUUAUCUCUGUUUUUUUUCCUCCUCAGUGGUUCAGCCCCUAACCCGUGCCGUUGGCGAGGUCGCACCGCCGCUCACUUUUAAUAUACACAAGAGUUGCACUGGCUGUAUCUUAAUGGCUGGCAGAAAAUUGGUUCGGGAUAUAUUACUCUCAAGGCAAAGCAUUUUUUAUCAGCUUACUUCCCAUCAAAGCUCCUGCACGAGAUCACAAUUGCUAUUACAAAAUGGUUAUUCCAUCAAUCGUAGAUUCAGUGUAUUCAAUGAGUUCUCAAAGAAAGUGAAAGGAGAAGCUGACAAGAACCCACAAUUUCAACAAUCUGUCAAAGAGUGGAAGGAGAAGGCAGAAGAAUUUAAAGGUGUGAAGGAAGACCUAAAAGUUAGAACAAAGCAGACAACUGAGCAGCUUUACAAGCAGGUGGAUGGCGUUUGGUCUGAGGCCGAGGCUACAGCUAGAAAGGUUUCCGCAGAUGUCAAAGAGAAAAUAUCUGCUGCUACAGAGGAGGUAAAAGGAGCUUUUGGAUUCAGUCAUAAAAAUUCUUCUGGAUCUACUUCCGCAACUGAUCAUGGUGCUGAUGCAAAAAAACCUGGAACGGAAGCCAGUUCCGAUGAAGCCAAAGACCAACAUCCUGGGUCUAAUGGCUCAUCCGAAACGAUAUUUGGAAAAUUUAAGUCCAGCAUUCCUUCCCCGGGCAUAUCCUCUGCAUUUGAAAGGUUGAAAAGCACAAAGUUAAUUGACUUAACAAAGAGGGGAUAUGAAAUUGUAAAGGAUGAGUUAAGUGGAAAACCACAUAAGAAAAAACAUUUAGAAUAUGAGCCUUCAGCCGCACCAAUAGUUGAAAGAAGUACAAGAACCGAUGUUGUUGUUUUGCCAUCAAAGCAGUCUCGAUGGAGUAAGAAGUGGGAGGCAUUCAGGGAGAAGAUGCAAGGUCAUCCCAUUCUCAAGCGUGUUAUACGCUAUAGUGAACCUGUAAGGUCAAAGACUGAGGAGAUAGCUGAGGACAUUCGUGAAAGGUGGGAGACAAGUGAUAACCCUAUCGUUCAAAAAAUUCAGGACAUAAAUGAAAAUGUGUUUCAAGAAUCAGAUGCUGCUACAUCAUUCAAGGAAAUUCGUCGUAGAGAUCCGUAUUUCUCUUUACCAGAUUUUGUGGCUGAAGUUCAAGAAGCAAUCAAACCAGUGUUAAUUUCUUAUAUAAAGGGAGAUUCUGAAACUUUGAAGAAAUUCUGCAGUUCUGAGGUAAUUGAACGUUGUAAAGCAGAGCAUCGGGCUUACCAGAGCCAAGGUAUCUUCUUCGAUAACAAGAUUCUGCACAUUUCAGAGGUUGAAGUGCGGGAGACGAAGAUGAUGGGAAGCACUCCCAUCAUCAUUGUAGCUUUCCAAACGCAGCAGGUCUACUGCGUACGUGAUGCAAAUGGAUCAAUUAGGGAAGGUGGUAAGGAUACUAUCCACACUGUAUAUUAUGCAUGGGCUAUGCAAAUGUUGGAUCCUGAAGAAGUUGGAGAAGGAGCUUCUCAUGCUAUUUGGAGGGUUAGGGAAAUGCAGCAGUUUGGUGUUCAAGCUCUCAUCUAGUUGCUUGUUUUGAUUUCUUCUCAAACUCUUCUACUUUAUCCAUUCUUAUUUCUUAUUUAUUUUUUCUCUAAACUUCCUCUGGUUUUUGUUGGUUUCCAGAGAUAAACUAUCUUUAACAAUUUUGAUUCAUAAAAUCUGGGGAUUACACAAAUUUUCUAUAGGAAAACGAAGCAAAUCAUUCCCAAUUCUACAGCAAAUCUUCAUUUCCUAAA